CGCGACGUCGCGACGUUCCAUCGUAGCCGGUCGAAGAAAUCGCUCGAAUGCGUCGCGCCGCUUGAUCGCCUCGAUCACUCUGGUCGAUCGUGAGUUCGGGGAACGCGAUCCGCGUGUGGUGUCAGUGAACGGGAAACGAGGAGAGGAGCGGAAAGAACGAAGAACGGUGUGGUGAGGAACGAGAGAGAGAGGACUGUCUUGCUGGGAGAGCGAAGAUAGGCAGCGAUCACGUCGCGAUGGCAGCCCGUCGUGAACGUUCCACCUGCAUAGCGAUCGUCGUUCUGCUGCAGCUAACAGCUUACGCGAACGCGGCGGAUCCGUACUUGGACAUCCUGCCGAACGGCGAGACGCAGACGAAGCCGAUCGGCUCCAGCAUCAUUCUUACGUGCAAACCGAAGGUAGAUGAUCCAUCGCUCGUCAGCCAGAUGCAAUGGCUCGAUCCGCUGAACCGCCCGAUCGAGUUUCUCAACACGUACGCGGGCACGAAGCCGACCAUGUACACCGAAUUGCAUCAGGAUAGCAGUCUGUCCCUGUUCUUUAAUUCCCUUCAGGAGGAUCAGGCCGGGAAGUACACGUGCAAGGGAAAUUAUGCGCGUAAUGUGCAGUUGAGCAAGUCCGUGACAAUCGAUACUAUUAUUGCGAUCACGUGGGACAAUGCGCCGCCAAAUCAGUAUCCCAUUCUCGGGGAAGACUUUGAUAUUCAGUGUCAAGUACGCGCUAGGCCACCGCCUUCGGUUGAUUGGCUUUACAACGGAGAACUGAUCAAGACGAACGAUCACUACGUUAUAACCACUUACGCCUUGAAGAUCAAGAAGGUUCAAGCGUCCGACGACGGCAUAUAUACGUGUCGUGCGUCGGUGCAGACCACAGGAGAAUUGAAAGAGCGACCUAUCCGCGUUGAGGUACACAUAAGACCUAUGAUCGAAGAGAUCCUGAGCCCGGUAGACAUCAUCGAAGGCGAAAACGCAAACCUUAAGUGUGGCAACAAAGUUACUGGCAAGCCGCCACCAACGGUGCAAUGGGUUAAAUCUCUCACUCAACAGAACCUGUCUACCGCCGAUCGCUUCCACGUCAAUUCGGUCACAGGUGUGGUCACCAUUACAAAUGUGAAUCGCGAAGACGCGGGCGAGUAUCAGUGCAUCGCGCACAACGCCGCCGGCGAUGCCAACGCCAACAUCUUGGUGAACGUGAUCGUCAAGCCGAAAAUUAUGGAAUUCGUGAACAAGACUGUGGUGGAAGGCAAAGACGUAGAUAUUAAAUGCAAAGCCUUCGGCCGACCACCGCCCGAGGUGACCUUCAGGAAGCUCACCGCUGACAAGCCGUACGAGACGGGCGCUCAGUCGCAAGAUGACCGGAUCAACGUGAAGAACGAUGCGGACGACGUGUCCGGUGAGACUGUUGGCACCUUGUCGAUAUUUAACGCUCUCACCGACAACGACGGCCUGUACGAAUGCGUGGCGAAAAAUACCGGCGGUGUCGCCUACAAGAACGGUCAUCUGACCGUGGAGUUCCCGCCCUCCUUCCGCAACAUGCCGAACGCCACGGUUUGGUCCUGGGACGCCCGACCGGUGAAUCUCACCUGCAUCGCCGAGAGCAUACCGAACGCGACGAUACGCUGGACCUUUUACGGGGAUCAGAGGAUCCCCGACAACGACGGCAAUAUCCAGCAGAUUGGUAACGGACCGAAGUCCAUUCUCAUGAUAAAACCGUAUGACCGGAGAUUUUACACUAAUUAUAAAUGCAUCGCUAUGAAUACUCACGGCACGCGGGAACACUUGAUCGAGCUGAGGGAAGCGAGCAGACCCGGACAGCUCUUGAACGUCAAGAUGGUCGAGAUCACUGCCACAACGAUAAAAUUCGAUCUGAUACCGCCUUUGCAACCAGAUUUACCUAUCAUGACUAUUUCCGUGCAAUACAAAGAACAAAACUGGCAGACCUGGCAAAACGCGAUGAACAAGACGUGGUCUGUCGGUUCCGUAUAUGUCAUUGAGGGUUUGAAACCGCAGACGCCCUACGAGUUCCGUUUCGCGGCGAGAAACCAGGUCGGCCUGGGUAACUGGGGUAACUUGCACAUUGAAACCACACCCGGCAGGACGGUGCCGAAGGAGCCGAAGAUCAUGACGACGCCGGGCUCUGAAUACGAGCUUUCUCCGUACAGUCACCAGUACGAGCUUAGCUGGACAACGCCGCCGGAUAAUGGUGAACCCAUAGACCUGUACCUGAUCAAGUGCUGCCAGAUAAGACGCGUCACCGGCGACUGGGAAAUGUUGACUGAUACCUGCCGCUCGUUGGAGGUCAAUCCAGGCAGGACGAGGCAGUAUAUCAAAGAUCUGAAAUACGAUACUUUCUACUCGGUCGAGUUGCAGGCUCACAACGUGAUGGGCUACAGCAAUCCCGGAUACGCCAAGUUCAGGACGGCUAGAGGUGUAGAUACCAGCGUGCUGCAGCAUCACGGCCCGCUGAUAUCGAGCGGAGCCAUAAUCGGCAUUGUCCUCGCGACGAUAUUCGUCAUCUUUAUCAUCAUCGAUGCCAUCUGCUGCUGCGUGCGCAAGACAGGAAUUAUUAACUACAUGCGCGAACGGUCUCGGCGGAAACCAGUCGACGAGGAAGACACGAAGCUCGGCAGUCUUUACGGUUGGCGGUUUCCGUUGCCGUAUUGCGACCAAAAAAUGGCCAAUGUCGCCGGGGUCACGGCCAUCCAAGACUCGGGUAGUGGAAAAAAUACCAUUAGAUUGGUCAAACACACUGCCAUAGACGAGAAGGAGCCGCUGAAGGAGGAGAAGAAGAUCACGCCGAUCAUCGAUUCCGGACUGCGCCGGGAGACCUCCAUCACCUUCGACGGCAAGAGGUCCGUCUCCAAGACCGGCUUCGUCGGCAAGGACUCGGCCGUCUAGAUAUUCUUCCGGCGUACUAGAUUGUAAAUCGUUUCCGGAAACGCAGCGCGGUUUCCGGCUGAAAAGUGUUCUCGAAAAAAAAAAGAAGAAACAAGGAAAUGAAAAACAAGAAACGAAAAGUAGGACGCGCAGAGCGGAUCAUCAUUUCGUACGUUCGCGAGCCCGCUUGCGGGAGGACGGGAGAGAAUUCGGCGAUCCGCCUCGUCGGAAUUUUUCCGAGACGAAAGCCUUGACGCGGAUUGCUCUUUCGCCAUUCAGCGCCGAGUCUCUCUCCGCCCGAGCCUCUGCUUUUCGUUUUGCUCUAAAACGUUACGCGCGGUUUCACGGUCGUACCGCCGCGCCGACCCGCCUUUCUUCCCUCUCGAAACCUCUUACCUCGUGUACUGCGAUACACUUGCCGCCUACACUUCCCCGUAGAAUCCCCUGAAAGCGCUUCCUCGGUGAACUUAUCGCCUAUUACUUUGCCGCAAGGUUCUCGCUGCACGUCUGAUUUCGCGUGUAAGGUAAGCUAACCGCUUAAGGAAGGAGCAAAACUUUGGAAACCUGACAUAUCCCUCCACCGCGCUUUUACCUGAAACACAUUAAGAUACAAAGUGAAAAGCGAUUUGAUCAGAAUAUUUUACUAGCUCUCUUUGACUACCGCAAGAAUCGCUUAAAAAUAACAUCAAAAAGGUUGAUCCAAGGUAGUUUUUAUCGACGAAUAUGUCACGUUUGGAAGGUUUGUCCCUUGAGCAUAAAAGCAGUCUUGAACUCUUUUUGCCCCCGUCAGUAUACUCGCCGAAGCAUGCGAAGGAGCACAGAUAAUCGAUAGCUUACGAAAACGAGAAGUACGAAGUUAGCGGAGCUUACUCGGUAGUUGCUCUUGGGAGGAAAAUACGGAUAUAAUUGUAACGUUAUAACGCAAGGAAAUGAGGAGUAGGUAGAUCGCUUGCGCGAGAAGAAGAUUAGGAAGCUGGCAAGAAGAAUGUACAAAAAUUUGUCGUGCAAUUGGUAGAGGUCGACUGAUCGAUUUAGAUGAACGCUUCGAGGCACCCUUUAGAUUAUCACAGUCUAGUACGCUGGGUAGUAUCGCGUCCUUUGUCGCGCGCGGUUUCAAGAAGACCCGCGCGGAAAGUCGUACUCUGUUGCGCAUGAAGGUAAAAAGAAGAGAGAAGAAACAACUUCAUGUUCGUUCGGAAAGAAGAUUGCAUUUUGAGGAAUAUAAUCGCGCGAAAAUGCAAUGCUCGUAUUCUUCGUGGUGUGACAUCCAGAUAACUUCAAUUCAUCGUCAUUGUGAAAAGAUUGUUUUUAAUACUGACUUAAUAUUGGAUUAAAGAAAGAACUGUUCGAGUUAUAAGGUUCUUUCGAAAUCUUACAGGGAGUUCAAUAAGACAUAUCUAAAUUCCAGUACUUAGUAGCGAAAGAAUUGAGGAAUUCUUGGACAAGAUGAAAAUGGAGAGCAAAAUUUAUAGUCGACUUCAUCAGUCUUCAGCAUUUCCUCUGUAAAUGUAAAGUUUUUUUUUAACUGAUUUAUUUAUUAACCGAUUGUUAUGUUUAUUUUUAAUGUUUAUUUAGCAGUAAUUUUUUUAGCGUUAUACAAUUUUAAUUGCGACAAAAUUUUAAUUGUGACACUAUAUAUUGCGCUCAUUCAGCGCUCGUAAAAAAAAAAAUAAUUCGAGGCACCUUGGAGAAAUCUCUUGUGUAAAAAGGCCGUUCUCCGUUUUCAGAAUGUUUAAGAAUGUGAGUGUUGCUUUCAUAUUCCUCAAGCGCCAACAGAGAAACUCUCUUUCUUCCCUUUUAAACGAGGUACGCGAUUUUGCGGCAACCUUCGAAACUGUACAUACACCUUGAACAAUCUAUUUCUCUUUCCCUCACGUUCAUACCUCAUCCUUCUCCACGUCUUUCGAUUAGGAAUGACUGUCAAUCGAAAAACGUAUACAGUAGGUAGGCUUUCACAUACAUACGCGAUAUGUAUUUGACGCGCUUUUAUUCUCAUAAAUUCCUUGACUCCGUGAUCGUAAUGUUCAAUCCUUUUCACCGUUUUUUUUUUUUUCUUAAAUCCAAAGACUGAUUCUUUUAUAUGUCGAACCAAUGGAAUCGUAACCGACUGUCGUUCAAGUAGCCGGAGAUAAAUAUCGAAUUGCAUCGUUUAAUCGCCGAUCGCGUAUUGUUCAAUACGCACGUGUUCUUUGUCGAUGAGUCUUACGAUCAUGCGUGUGACCACUAUAGUUAUGAGUGAAUUACUACUUAAAUCUCGCAUAUCCUUGUAGCGAGUUCGUUCGUUCUUCGUACAUUUAUAUAAUCAUAACCACCCUUGUAUAUUUAUGCAUUUACUUUUUACCUCGAGUGAGAAAGGCUCUCAAUUACCUUUUUUUUUUAGUGAUAAUUUAACGUAUAUAUGUUUUAUAAUGUUACCUUGUCUAUGAGACAUAAGAGCGGCUUGUCUUUUAUAUAUAUAUAUAUAUGUUGCUUUUUUAAUUUUUAUUAUUAGUGAAAUUCGCGCUUUUCUGUAAGGAUAAAAAUUUUUUUUAUAGUCUUUAGAAAUUGAGAAGAGAAGUAAAAUGAAAAUAGGGCGACUCUUGCGACACUGUGUAUUUGUACUGACAUUACAGAAGUCACUAUAAUUACGGUGAUCAAUUGUGGUUGUUUAUAUAGACAAAAUAAAGUUGGAAAAAGAAACUCUACUGGAAACAUAUAGACUGCGAUAUUAGGAUGCAAGAACAAUCGGUUAGCGCGAAUUAAUAAUAGAAUUUCUGAUAAAAUUUGAACGCGCUACCUUGACGCUAAAAGUCUCUCUGAACAUGUAUGUAUAGUGUAAUCAAAAGCAAAUGGUAUUUACCGUGACAAGUGUCAAGUCUUGCAGAUACACGGAGCUUGCCAGUCGGAUUUUCGGUCAGCGAAUCGCGAGAGUAUGACAUCGGAAAAAGCUGCCAUAUAAUUAAUAUAUCCGAAUAUAGCGAGUAAAAGAAACCGUACCGCUCUUGCCCUAAUGUCUAAGAUGGCUUUUGCAGAAAGAAACGCAGUUAAAAUGUGAUAAGUUUUUGUAAAUGCUUGUAAACGUUUUUCCUUAAUUGUAAGACGUAUCGAGGAUAAAUCUUAGGAGAGUUUUUGGUAGGUCUAGAGAAACCUGCACCAGCACGGAAUGCGUGUCCUCGCGGAAAACCGACGGUGGGCGACUCACAUCCGAGGAGAAAUAACAUUGUAACAGAUUGUUGUAUCGUCAGGUCAGUCAGGUGCAAUGAUAAAUCCAGAGAACGGAAAUUUUUUCGCCUUAACGCUUUACGUGGAUUCCAAUGAAAGAUUUCACGAACGUCGAUUAGCUUCAAAUGCAAUUCGAGUGACGACUCUCUUUCUAGAACUGGAAAAGAAUUGAAUUAUCACUGAAUUAAUUUUAAAAUUAAUUACGGCUGGUCAUUAAUUUUGUAAAGCGAAGAUUAUAUACUUCUGUACAGAACUGAAAAGAGACGGAAAAGAACAAAGUGUAGAAAAUCUGGAACUAGCAGCGAGGACGUUCUCAUCGGAUAUUAUAUCAUUGCACCUGUUGAUACAUCGAAAUCGAAAGUUGGCACGCUUUCUCAUAGUCGCGAACACGCGUUCCGUGCAGAUAGCUUUUUUACGUAAGACAGAGAAUUUGCCAAAUACCAUAGUACUUAUUAGCACGUAAGUCAAUGAAUACAUAUAAAUAUAAAAUAUAUAUAUUAUACAAAAAAAAUGAUAUAUAUGUACAUGGAAAAUAUAAACAAGUCGCGGGACAUUCGCGUGACGGAUAUCGCGCGAUCACUUCGCAUCGGCGAGCGAGACGCAUCAUCGUUUCUAGCACCCCUAGCUAUUUUGUAUCCGUUGCCAAAAGCCGUAAAUCCUUGACAAGUAGCUUCCCACAAAAAGUAUUACUGCGCAUCUUCCGAUUUGGAGAUCAUUACCGAGUAUUAAAGUUCCGUAGAUGUAAGGCGUAUUUUUUAUGUAAUGCUUUUUCUGUACGCGACAAGAAAUCGUGCUCUCGAAUAAAAAGUGAAAAAGUUUUCAAGGUGA
This is a messenger RNA of Temnothorax curvispinosus, 6902 nucleotides long. RefSeq names its product fasciclin-2 (gene Fas2). Gene Ontology annotation, biological process: homophilic cell-cell adhesion; axon guidance; dendrite self-avoidance. The record is from RefSeq and is a predicted model, not a curated record. The transcript is spliced from 10 exons. Gene Ontology annotation, molecular function: cell-cell adhesion mediator activity. Gene Ontology annotation, cellular component: axon; plasma membrane. Bases 237 to 2894 code for a protein of 885 amino acids. NCBI's taxonomy places the organism in Eukaryota, Metazoa, Arthropoda, Insecta, Hymenoptera, Formicidae.